Molecule: messenger RNA, 1557 nt
Organism: Lytechinus pictus (painted urchin)
Lineage: Eukaryota; Metazoa; Echinodermata; Echinoidea; Temnopleuroida; Toxopneustidae
Product: phosphofurin acidic cluster sorting protein 2-like
Exons: 6
Coding region: 1-978 (325 amino acids)
Biological process (GO): protein localization to plasma membrane
Source: RefSeq, a predicted model, not a curated record
AUGAAGGUCCAUUAUGGUAAAGCAAAGCUGCCUAUUGAUUUUAGUGUAGGUGGAGACAUCAUUGCCAUGGAUCUUCUUGGUGAAGGUGAAGAGGAGCAUGAGCCAGGGAGGAAAGGGAACAAGAUUCACAAUGUUACUAGGCAAAGAAAUUUCAAGCAAAAGUUCAUCGCCCUCCUACGGAAGUUCAAAGUCGCAAGCGAUGAGAGCGACACGGAACCGUUCCCCUUUGAGGACCAGGAUCAGACACCAAUUGAUGAGGACUUCCUCUACGAUGAUCUAAGUCUCAUCAAUUACAGUGACAGCGGACCGGAUAUGGAUCCUGAUGAGAUGAGCAUUGAAUCAACGCCGAAACCCGUCCUGAGACCAUUCUUCUCGCAAGGCAUCCCCACAUCAAGCUCUAUGGCUGAGGACAUGGAACAUGUUGGUCAGUCUGAGCCCUCACCGGACAAUAGUCAGGACACGGUCAAACACACGCAGGAUUUCUACUCCAAGGAUGCAAGUAUGGAAGAGUUAACCAUCCCCGAUGGCGACGCCGACAACACCCACAUCGUGGGCGAUCACCGGAGACAGGGUAGCAACGGCAGCUCGCACAGCGCCACCGACGCCAACAAGAACCCUGUCCCUGCAGCCAACGGAGACCGCACCACACCCAUGGUUGGGUCCCAAGCUGGGGCGAUAGGGGCUAGGGAGGUGGGGUACAAGCGGAGCAGCAGCGCAGGGAGAGAGAUGAGAGUUGGAGGAGGUGGGAAGGACGGGGAGCACCGGAGGAAUAAGUCGGCGGAGAGGUCCAACAGUCUUGGGACAGGAGAUAAGAGGAAACCUAAAUUGCCAAUCACGGAACAGCUCUCAGAGUUAUGGCUCACAGAUGAAACAACUCCAGAGAAGAUCUUAUUAGUUAACAUCUCAGAAAAACAUGGACAGGUAAGUUCUCAUCAUUUAUUCCAAAGCUCUAUCGUCAAAAUCAUUCUAUUUUCAUAAUUUCUUAUUCAUGUGCACUCUAAAUUUUCUUUAAAAUGUCUGAUUACCCUGUCUGGGCGGUCCAUGUAUGUUUGGCUUGAAGGGGAGUUUGAUUACUUUUUGUGUGUGUGUGUAAUUAACAUUGUACCCUAUCUGAAUUGAAAAUGGGCCCAAAAUUGAAAGACAAAAUGGUGACCCCAAACUGGAUGUUGGACAGUCUGGCAAACAAUUUUUUUUUCAGAGCUUACAAAAAGUUUUCAAAAAAUCCAAAGGUUUCCUGCUUGUUGGUGUAUUCAAUACAAUAUUGAAAGUUAGUUUGACUUAUAGACUAUGUCAUUAGUUUGAUAACAAAGUCUAUUUCUGAAAGACUAUCAUUAGUUCCUAAAAAUAUCUUGGGGUAUUUUUUCACAGUUGGUGAUUAAAAUAAAGCAACAUCAUAAUUGUGAAAUUGAGUGAAAAGGAUACGAUAAAACCGCAUUUCAGGAUAUAUUGGUUCCAUCACAAAAAUAUUUGUACAUGAGAGUACGGGGUCAUCAGUUCAUCUAAUGUUACCGAAUAUUAUUCAGAAAGAACUGAGUCGUUCUUAUUACACAAAACUAG